Molecule: messenger RNA, 3052 nt
Organism: Gastrolobium bilobum
Lineage: Eukaryota; Viridiplantae; Streptophyta; Magnoliopsida; Fabales; Fabaceae
Product: heat shock 70 kDa protein 15-like
Exons: 10
Coding region: 208-2766 (852 amino acids)
Biological process (GO): protein folding
Cellular component (GO): cytosol; nucleus
Molecular function (GO): ATP-dependent protein folding chaperone; ATP binding
Source: RefSeq, a predicted model, not a curated record
AUAAAUUAAUUAAUAAAAAAGCAAAAGCCCAAAAAUUCUAUAAGAAAGCAAAGCCGCUUCCGUCUUUUGAAGUUACCCUCUCUUCGCGAGUCCGUUAUUACCUUGUUGUCGUCCAAAGGUUUCAGAUUGUUCCAGAACCCCAAAAACCCUUCCCUCUCAUCGAUCGCUUCGCUAGAUAUUUUUUUUUGGCUGGGAGAUUAACCAAAGAUGAGCGUGGUCGGUUUUGAUUUUGGUAACGAGAGCUGCAUUGUUGCCGUUGCGAGGCAGAGGGGGAUUGAUGUUAUUCUCAAUGAUGAGUCCAAGCGUGAAACACCUGCAAUUGUGUGCUUUGGUGACAAACAACGGUUCAUUGGAACAGCUGGAGCUGCAACUACUAUGAUGAACCCAAAGAAUUCGAUAUCGCAGAUAAAGCGGUUAAUUGGUAAACAAUUUGCCGAUCCAGAAUUGCAGCGGGAUCUGAAGUCAUUGCCUUUUGUUGUCACUGAAGGGCCUGAUGGAUAUCCUUUAAUUCAUGCAAGGUACCUUGGUGAAGCUAAAACAUUUACACCGACCCAAGUCCUUGGAAUGAUGUUUUCAAAUCUUAAAGAAAUAGCCCAGAAGAAUCUGAAUGCAGCCGUUGUUGAUUGCUGCAUUGGAAUUCCUGUUUAUUUUACUGAUAUUCAGAGGAGGGCAGUCGUGGAUGCAGCCACUAUUGCUGGUUUGCACCCACUUCGCCUGUUUCAUGAAACAACAGCAACUGCCUUGGCUUAUGGAAUUUAUAAGACUGAUCUUCCUGAGAAUGAUCAGCUGAAUGUUGCCUUUGUUGACAUUGGACAUGCUAGCAUGCAAGUGUGCAUUGCUGGAUUUAAAAAGGGGCAGCUGAAAGUGUUGUCCCAUCAAUAUGAUAGGUCUUUGGGCGGUAGGGAUUUUGAUGAGGUUCUGUUCCAUCAUUUUGCUGCAAAAUUUAAGGAGGAGUACAAGAUUGAUGUUUUCCAGAACGCUAGGGCCUGUCUAAGGCUGAGGGUUGCUUGUGAAAAGCUGAAGAAGAUGCUUAGUGCGAAUCCAGAGGCACCUCUGAACAUUGAGUGCUUAAUGGAUGAGAAGGAUGUGAGGGGAUUUAUCAAGCGUGAUGAGUUUGAGAAACUAAGUCUUCCAAUUUUGGAGCGUGUGAAGGGACCUUUGGAGAAGGCUCUUGCAGAAGCAGGUCUUACAAUUGAGAAUGUACACAUGGUUGAGGUGGUUGGUUCAGGUUCUCGUGUACCAGCUAUAAACAAAAUAUUGACAGAGUUUUUCAAAAAGGAGCCUAGGCGUACAAUGAAUGCUAGUGAGUGUGUUGCUAGGGGUUGUGCGUUGCAGUGUGCGAUUCUCAGUCCGACUUUUAAAGUACGAGAGUUUCAGGUCAACGAAAGCUUUCCUUUCUCUAUUUCUCUUUCGUGGAAAGGUUCUGGUCCAGAUGCACAGGAUAGUGGACCUGAUAAUAAGCUAAGUACCAUUGUUUUCCCUAAGGGAAAUCCCAUUCCAAGUGUCAAGGCUCUGACAUUUUACAGGUCUGGAACCUUUUCUGCUGAUGUGCAAUAUGAUGAUGCGAGUGAUUUGCGAACACCUGCAAAGAUCAGCACAUAUACUAUUGGCCCUUUCCAAUCUACAAAAAGUGAGAAGGCAAAAAUUAGAGUGAAAGUUCGUCUUAAUUUGCAUGGAAUUGUAUCUGUUGAGUCAGCAAUUCUCCUGGAAGAGGAAGAAAUUGAGGUUCCAGUUUCCAAAGAAUCAGCAGGAGAAAGUGCUGGGAUGGAAACUGACGAAGCUCCUGCUGAUGCUGCUGUACCUCCCAGCCCUAAUGACAAUGAUGUUAAUAUGCAAGAUGCUAAGGCAACUGCUGAUGCCCCUGGGGCUGAAAAUGGAAUCCCUGAGACUGGAGACAAGCCUAUGCAAAUGGAUACUGAUACCAAGGUUGAGGCUCCAAAGAAAAAAGUGAAGAAAACAGACAUUCCAGUGGCAGAGGUAAUUUAUGGAGCGAUGGCACCUCUGGAUGUCCAGAAAGCUGUAGAGAAGGAGUUUGAAAUGGCUUUGCAAGAUCGGGUGAUGGAGGAAACAAAAGACAAGAAAAAUGCAGUUGAGGCUUAUGUAUAUGACAUGAGAAACAAGCUUAAUGACAAAUAUCAAGAAUUUGUCAUUGCUUCAGACAGGGAAAAUCUUACUGCUAAGCUUCAGGAGGUGGAAGACUGGUUAUAUGAGGAGGGUGAAGAUGAAACUAAAGGCGUAUAUGUUGCCAAACUAGAGGAGCUCAAGAAGCAAGGUGAUCCAAUUGAAGAGCGUUACAAAGAUUACAUGGAGAGGGGUACAAUAAUUGAUCAACUCAUCUAUUGCGUAAAUAGUUACAGAGAAGCUGCGAUGUCAAAUGAUCCCAAGUUUGAUCACAUUGACAUAAACGAGAAACAGAAGGUCUUAAAUGAAUGUGUGGAAGCUGAGAACUGGCUUAGGGAGAAGAAGCAGCAACAGGACUCGCUUCCAAAAUAUGCCACCCCUGUACUCUUGUCAACUGAAAUAAGAAAGAAAGCCGAGGCUGUUGAUAGGUUCUGUAAGCCGAUUAUGAUGAAACCAAGGCCAGCCAAGCCAGCUACUCCAGAAGCACCAGCAACCCCGCCACCUCAGGGUGGUGAGCAGCAGCAACCUCAGGAGAAUGCUGAUGCUAACACCAAUGAGAAUGCAGGGGACAGUGGUAAUCAGGUCCCACCACCCUCUACUGAACCAAUGGAGACUGACAAGUCAGAGAAUGCAGGCUCUGCCUAAUUUUGUUUGUUGAAUUUUCUCUGAAAUUCAUGACAUCUCGAGUAGUCUCUCUCUACCUUUUGUACAAGAAUAUGAAUUGUGCAUGAGAAAAUAGGUUUUGAUGAGUUGACAGUGAGCGGUUGCUGGGAUGCUAGUUUUAUUAAAUAUCAUGUUGUGGGAUCUUUUUCUUUUUCUUUUUAUUUAAAAAAAAAAUACGUUCUCUAGUUUUUUAGGUUAUUUGUGUACCAUUUUCUACAAGUGGAAUUACAAUGUUUGUUUUCAUUUAAAUUAAAUAUUCCAAUUUCUA